Messenger RNA from Rhizophagus irregularis DAOM 181602=DAOM 197198, 1128 nucleotides. RefSeq lists its product as uncharacterized. Lineage: Eukaryota; Fungi; Glomeromycota; Glomeromycetes; Glomerales; Glomeraceae. The record is from RefSeq and is a predicted model, not a curated record.
UUUUUUUUUUUUUGACUUUUUAAUUUAUUUUUAACUUCUUACAAUGAUGGGUAACGAGGAUAAUUUCGAGGAAGACCAAAUAGAAUGGGUUUCUGGUUCUUCUCCGAACAGUUCACGCAAAAUUGUAAGACAUACAAAUUCUUUAGAAAUCCCUUUAAAACAAAUCAAUUUCAACAGUUCAACAAGCUCAACAAGCCAAGCCAUUCAUGCAUCCACUGAAGAGGAUUUGGCGUUGUUUUUUGACGACAAAACAGAAGUUUCGAUUUUCCUAAAUAAUAUGAAGGAUGAAGUAUCAUUUGGAAUAAAAGAAGUUGAGUCAUAUAGAAUUACCCGGGAUAAUUCUAUAAUCUUAAAACUUAAACCCCGCUUUAGUAAAUUUUAUUACUAUCAUCCAAAGGGUUUUUCGUUCAGAAGUAAUUGUGUCCCGAGGGAUAUGGAUCCAACUGGUGGAAAAUUAAACGGUGUAACCUGCAUUAUCUUUCAAUCGAGUAUUCCUAUCGAACGAAAUGAUUUUGAAUUAAUAGAUGGAUGGAUCAGAGCAAUGAUUAAUAGAUCAAAGAACAGUAAUUAUAGUGACUCUCGAAGAAUGAGACAUAAUGAUUUUACGUAUAAUUCAAGACCAAAUUUUAAUAGAGACAAUAGAGACAAUAGAGAAAAAAGGGACAGUAGAGACAGUAGAGACAGUAGAGACAGUAGAGACAGCAGGGAUAGGAACAGAGUACCUCCUAGGGUACAAAAUAGUUCUGCAAAACCAGAUGAUCCACUUGAUAUAUUACCUAUUAACUAUGACAAUGCAAUGAAAAAACGAGAGUUAUAUAUUACUUGUAUAUACCCUACUCAAAAACGUGCCAUUAUCUAUCCAUCUGAUGGAAUUUUCAAUCACUUCCAAUUUCAUAUCAAACAAAGAUUUGGUUGGAAAUGGGAAAGAAUGUGGUACAAAAAUAACAAGACUGGAGGUUGGAAUACUCUAAAUAAUGAAGAUGUUUGGGCGGCCGUAAAAAAGCAGGUUAUGAAUAAACCUGUUCCUAGAAUUGAGGUUUUUAUGAGAUAAUCAAAUACUUUUUUUUUAUAGAAUAAAUGUAUAUUAAUUAAAAAAAAGAAAAAAAAUUCUCUUGUAAUUAUCUUUUU